This is a messenger RNA of Leptinotarsa decemlineata (Colorado potato beetle), 930 nucleotides long. RefSeq lists its product as uncharacterized. Gene Ontology annotation, cellular component: extracellular matrix. The record is from RefSeq and is a predicted model, not a curated record. NCBI's taxonomy places the organism in Eukaryota, Metazoa, Arthropoda, Insecta, Coleoptera, Chrysomelidae.
AGUCUACUGUUCAACAGUGUUAUAAUUUGUUAUUAAACAAUGAUUAGUAAGGUACUUGCAGUCGCUUUCCUGGCAGUCUUUGCCCAAGCUGCCCAUCACGACAACCAUGCAGCCAUCUCAACUGUUUCCUUCAACAACAACCACAACACCGUCCAUCACAUUCACUCUGAACCAUCUCACCACUUUGCUCCAUCCCACGGAUAUUCUGCUCCUGCUCCACAAUACGGAGCCCCUGUUGCCCAUUACGCUGUUCCAGCUGUGAAAGUAGCUUCUCCAGCAGUCGUCAAAUAUACCCACACUGCGCCAGCACCCUCAAUUGUUUCUCACUACUCCGCUCCCGUAGCUCACCAUGCCGUCCCAGUUGCUCACUACUCUGCACCAGUAACUAAAAUCGCUGCUCCAGUUGUUGUCAAAACUGUUUCCGCUCACCACGUACCAUCAGUUCACCAAUUUGCACCAGUGACGAAAUAUGUAGCUCCAGUAGCCAAAGUCGUCGCUCCAGUAGCUCAUGCCCAUGUAGCUCCAGCUGUACAUCACCAAGCUUUCGUUCCAGCUUUUGUAAAGUCGGUUCACCAUGAGGAAGAAUACGCACCAGCAAAAUACGAGUUUGCUUAUGGAGUUGAAGAUCAUCAAACCGGUGACAUCCACUCCCACAAAGAAUCCAGAGAUGGUGACAUCACUCACGGAGAGUACUCUCUACAUGACGCUGAUGGUACCAUCAGAACCGUGAAAUACACUGUUGAGAAACACAGUGGAUUCAACGCUGUCGUAGAAAGGUCGGGACAUGCCCAUCCUGCUCCCGCCGUCAAAACUUUAGUGGCCGCUCCUCACCAUUACCAUCAUUAGAAGUGUUUAUGAAUUGUUGAUUGCUGUUUAUAUACUAACGUUUUUUUAUUAUUUUCUUUGAAUAUAUAUAUAUUUUUGUCAUAA